GACAAAAGUUGGUUAGGUGAGAAGAGGUCAUUCAUCGGGUACUUGUAUGGACUGCAUAAUAUUAUUAAGUUUGCAUUUCAUACCAUACCACAAGAAAAUAAAAUUUUAUGUCCUUGUAAAAAUCGUAAAAAUUGUAGUUGGGAUAAUCGGGAGGAUGUUUUUGAGCAUUUAUUUUAUGAUGGAUUUAAUGCAAGAUAUAAGAAAUGAAUUUUUCAUGAGGAAUAUCUUCAAGAAAACCAUUUGAUAAAAAACAUAAAUAUAACUUACACGAUGAUUUGGAUAUGUUGCUAGAUGAUAUUUUAAUUGCGACACAAUUUAUGGAAAAUGAGUUUGAUGAUAUUUAUGAAGACAAUGAUGGUGAAAGUUUUUACGAGGAUACAUCUAGGUUUGACAAAUUAGUAAAUGAUGUCAACCAAGAAGUAUAUUCCGGUUGUAAAAAUUUUACUAGGCUAUCAAUCACUAUCCAUUUAAUGCAUAUUAAAAAUCUUCAUGGUUAGAGCAAUGUUGUCUUUUAAUAUCUUGUUACAACUUCUAAUAGAAUUGCUUCCUGAAAACUCUUGUCUACCAUCAACUUUCCAAGAUUUCAAGUUUAUCAUUAAGUACUUAGAUAUUAGUUAUGAGAAAAUUAAUGUUUGUCCUAAUGACUGUAUCCUAUAUCGGAAGGAGUUUGAGAAUAAAAACACAUAUCAUAAGUGUGGUGCUUCUAGGUAUAAAGAACGCGAGGUUCCAAAAUCUAAGAGAAAAGUAUCUUGCAAGGCCAUGAAAAAAAGGAUGAGUGAUCUUGCUCAAAGCUUAGGAAUGCCACCGGGGUUUGGUGAUGGGUUGAAGUGAUGACAGUGAGGAAUGAAACCUCAAUUAUGGAUUAGCAAUCUUGUUUAUACAGUGAAGAUGGAGUUGCAAAAAUGUUAUUAAUUCUUAUUUCAUUGUAACUACUGACAAUCUAGCAUGGUUUGGUGAUGUUAUAGACUCUUUUUGUCUCCUCUAGUAAUGAAUCCUUAUAUUUGGUGAUUCUCAAUGUUAUUUUGGUCCAAAAUUAUUGUACUACA
Messenger RNA from Trifolium pratense (red clover), 1046 nucleotides. RefSeq lists its product as uncharacterized. Bases 490 to 831 code for a protein of 113 amino acids. The record is from RefSeq and is a predicted model, not a curated record. NCBI's taxonomy places the organism in Eukaryota, Viridiplantae, Streptophyta, Magnoliopsida, Fabales, Fabaceae. The transcript has 2 exons.